Molecule: messenger RNA, 201 nt
Organism: Grosmannia clavigera kw1407
Lineage: Eukaryota; Fungi; Ascomycota; Sordariomycetes; Ophiostomatales; Ophiostomataceae
Exons: 2
Coding region: 1-201 (66 amino acids)
Source: RefSeq, a predicted model, not a curated record
AUGACCACGCUGGAGCUCACGGCGCUGUCAUUUUCCUUGACCAUGAUCGCCACUGCUCUCUGCUGGUUUCCUAAACCCCAGAUCAAUGCACCUUUGACGAUCCGCACUAAUAACGACCGAGCGGUAGAGGAGAUACGAAAGAUUGCUCGAGAAACGAAGUCGAGAAGACAUUAUGGCACGUCGCCAGCUGCUGUCACUUAG